Molecule: messenger RNA, 630 nt
Organism: Entrophospora candida
Lineage: Eukaryota; Fungi; Glomeromycota; Glomeromycetes; Entrophosporales; Entrophosporaceae
Source: the annotation of a GenBank genome assembly
AUGCCUAGAGGAAAAAAAAAACCUACUCGUAAAAACGUUACAACUGCUUGUCUAGAAUGUAAAAAGAGUAAAACCAAGUGUACUGGAAACACUCCGUGUGGGAAUUGUACAAAGAGAGUCAUGAAUAGGUGUAAAGCUUGUAAAAAUAAUAUUAAAGAUACAGAUAUAUCCAAACUUGAAGCUUGUGGCAAAUGCAAAACUCAAGCAAGCAAAUCUUGUGAAUUUCCACAAGAAAAACCCAGGCGUGGGCCACCACCUAGGCAAACGAAUCAAAAGGCAAUAAAUUAUACCCCAUUCGAUAUCAAAGAUAAAAAUAUCUUUGGUGAAGGAAUGUUGUUCGAUAAAGAAUCAAUGAAUAUUGAGGAAUAUAAUAGUGUAAAUGAUGACUCGUUGUUCAGCGAGUUUAUCAUUUUCGAAGAGCCAAUAUCUGAAGAAGAUGAUAAAUUAUCAUCAACGUCAACAAUAUCGACGUCAACAAUACCAACGGCAACAAUGCAAAUACCAACAGAUACAGCAAUUAUACCAGGACACCUUCCAAGAACAGAAAUGGACCUAUUAUUGGGUCUCUCUCAAGCACCACCAAGUAUCAUUGUCCCCCUAGAGGGGCAAUACACCGCAGGCACGCAAUAG